UUGCAACAAAGUUUAACAUAUCCGCAGAAAAUACUUUUUUUUCAGUUUUUUCUGUACUUAAUUGCUUGAUGUGACACUUUAUCCAUUUUUCUAUGUUGUUUUUAGUCCCAGUGAAGACUUAGAAACUGCAGCUAUUUGGUUGGCCAACAUAUAGUUAGGCAAGAGGCAGCUGCAUGUCCUUCAACUCCUCAUAGGUGCUGGAAGCAAAUAGCAGUGAAAGAUGAAAAAAUACCUACCCAAUUCUUCUUUUUAUUCUAUCUAGCCAUAAUUGGCUUUUCGGCUGGUCUUCUUCAGGUCCAACACAUUGACAAAAUACAUUAUCACCAAUAAUACUGUCAGAAAGUGAAUCCUCUAUAUUUUGAAUACAUCCUAAAUAACGACCUUUACGGGUGAUGUUUUAAUGAUACAUACUGGUAUUUAUGGGUACAACUUCACUAAAUGUAUAGAGAAGCUCACAGGGAUAGAUGGACCCUGUUGCUAUUUCCUGUCUGCACUCUUCUUGUGUAGCGGUAUGGGGACCUAUGUCAGAUGAAGGAGUAACACUAUAUCGUAUUCCCUGUGGAACAGAAUCGGAAAAGAACAAAAAGACGAAUUGAGGGAUAACGUUGCUAGGAAACCCUGACAAGAGCUAUUUACCCCAGAAUCAUGCUGUAGCGCACGUGCAUUCAGACUGUGUGUGUGUGUGUGUGUGUGUGUGUGUGUGCACCUCCUCUCCCUGCUGCGUCUGUGUGCCCUUGCUCUUGCUCGUAUUAUAAAGCCAGCAGCAUCUCUUUCGCUCUGCUCUCUUGCUCGAGUAAAGUCAAGGCUAAAUUACAGUCAACUCAGCAGUGUCUGGAGAAUGAACAACGGAUCGUGCUUGAGGUUUUUCCUUUUUUUAAUACAACGAAUUUUGGCUGACGUACUUUUGUCAAGGUUAUAUAGCAGCAUAUCAACUCCUACACAAGGCUGUGUCUUCUUUCUUUGAAUCAAGUGACUCUUGAAUGGAAGGUUAAGCCUCACCACGGAGCGGCGGAAAACAAAGAGAGGUGAAAACCAACACAAGGAAGCUGUGAGUACAAUGGAUUGUUUACCUUUGGGUAUUUGGUGCCCGAGCUCAUAGAAGAAAUCUGUUUGCCUCUCAGCGUACACUCUGCUGCUCGUGAACAAAUCCCCAGGGCUACUUGGAGGCUUAUCUCGCAUGUGAGCAGCACAGCAUGCUGUGAGGGGCAAUGUGACGGCAGAGGAAGGGCAGUUUUCCUCCAACCUGAUGUUAAGGAAAAAAGCACUUUCUCCUCUCUCUCAUUCACCAUCUAUUCUUCUGUGUCUUCACUUAUCAUGAACACCUCUCUGCCACUUGAGGGGUCCCAUCUUGUCUGCCCCCUUUUCAGUCUGUCUCCUCCAUACCUUCACCUUUUGAUUCACAAAGCAAACUUUUCCCUUUGAUACCUGACCGCUUUCUGUCACUCCUCUAUUUCUUUUCUUACAAACUCACCUCUUCCUCAUCCUACCUUGUACCUUGCACUUUCCUCUUUUCUCUCAUGUAUGUCCCUUGCAUGAUUUUUUUUUCCUUCCCCCCCUUUUUGUCCUCUCCUCUGUCUCCAUUUUCAACCAUCCAUUUUUUUCUCCUGUCUUGAGCCUGAGGGCACCCAGGACUCGGCGUUUGAACACAUACUCGUUCUCUCUCCUAAUUGCCAUCUCGUCGUCUCUCAGCGCUUUUUUCUCUCACCUUCCCUCACAAUUAUCCUACCCGUCCUGUCACAAUGUACUCCUCCGAGGAGCUCUGGAACGCCACCGAGCCGGUCUGGAUCAACGGCUCUGAGGGAAACUUCUCUCUGGGAAGACGCAGGGACGAGGACGAGGAGGAGGAAGGAGAUCAGCACCCCUUCCUCACAGAUGCCUGGCUGGUCCCCCUCUUCUUCUCCCUCAUCAUGCUGGUCGGACUGGUGGGCAACUCUCUGGUUAUUUAUGUCAUUUCCAAACACAGGCAGAUGAGGACGGCAACCAACUUCUACAUAGCAAACCUGGCUGCCACCGACAUCAUCUUCUUGGUGUGCUGCGUCCCCUUCACCGCCACCCUUUAUCCUCUCCCUGGAUGGAUCUUUGGCAACUUCAUGUGCAAAUUUGUUGCCUUUCUACAGCAGGUGACAGUCCAAGCCACCUGCAUCACUCUGACGGCUAUGAGCGGGGACCGCUGUUACGUCACAGUCUACCCUCUGAAAUCUCUCCGCCACCGCACACCAAGAGUAGCCAUGAUUGUCAGCAUCUGCAUUUGGAUCGGCUCCUUGAUCCUGUCCACCCCGAUACUAAUGUACCAGCGUAUAGAGGAGGGUUACUGGUACGGCCCGAGGCAGUACUGCAUGGAGAGAUUCCCCUCAAAGACACAUGAAAGGGCUUUCAUCCUCUACCAGUUUAUUGCUGCCUACCUGUUGCCGGUCCUCACUAUCUCCUUCUGCUACACUCUGAUGGUGAAGCGGGUGGGCCAGCCCACUGUAGAACCCGUAGACAACAACUAUCAGGUCAACCUCCUGUCUGAGAGAACCAUCAGUAUCAGGAGCAAAGUCUCCAAGAUGGUGGUAGUAAUCGUCCUCCUCUUCGCCAUUUGCUGGGGUCCCAUCCAGAUCUUCGUCCUCUUCCAGUCUUUCCAUCCCAACUACCAGCCCAACUACGCCACAUACAAGAUCAAGACGUGGGCUAACUGCAUGUCCUACGCCAACUCUUCGGUCAACCCCAUAGUUUACGGUUUCAUGGGAGCCACCUUCCAAAAGUCCUUCAGGAAAACCUUUCCGUUUCUGUUCAAGCACAAAGUCAGAGAUAGCAGCAUGGCUUCCAGGACUGCCAACGCUGAGAUCAAGUUUGUUGCUGCAGAGGAAGGCAACAAUAACAAUGCAACAAAUUGAAUCUGACAAUUAAAAAAUAGCAAGAAAGAGAUUAUUGUUUGAAUCCAGAGCAACCGCUGCAAGAAGAAAAUAAUGAACAUUUUCCAGGCUUGGUGUUCAUUGUGUGAAAGUCUUCAUAGAGCAACUGGCUGAUUGCAACAGACCUCGUUUGGCAGACAUAUUUUAGUUAUGUUAAUGAAUACAACGAUGCGGGGAAACAGAGAUUCAUAAUACAGAUGGACAUUAACAGUGUUUGGCACUAUAUGUCACCUGUUGACUGCCAAGGCCAGGCAGCGUUGGCACAUGUCAUCAAUCGAGCUGCCAAACACCACAGAGGACAGCAUGUGAUGACGAGAGAGGACAUUUUUGCCUGAAAGCUGUCGGCAUGAGUCCUGAUACUAUAAUCCCUUUUGGAUCAUGGCUGACAGGGUCUGCAACUUUGGUAUAAACUAAUGAUCAUUUGGACAGCUGAUGAUAUUAUAUAUUCAAAGAUGCAUGAGAAUAGGGUAUUUUGGAAAUGACUGAAGGCUGAAUGUGCAUUUUGAAUGGACAAUGAAUACACUAGAACAGAUGCCUAUGGACAUGUUGUUUGUUUUCGUUAUUUAUGUGGUUCCUAUCACUGGAGAGAAAGAGGAAAAUUGCAAGAGACUCUUUCAGUAUCUGUCAUUUUGCGAAACAGCUAACACAAUUACAUUUAUUAUAGGAAUAGUUUGACAUUUUGGGAAAGAAAUCUUUUCGCUUUCUUGCAGAGUUACCCGAGACGAUUGUGACUGCUCUCAUGUUUGAACACUAAAUAUGAAGCUAGAGCCCAGAGGUGAUUAUCUUAGCUUAGCAUAAAGACUGGAAGCAGGGAGAAACCUCUAGCCGGGAUCUGUCCAAAUUUCAAAAAUAUGCCGACAAGCAUCUCUAAAGCUCAUAAAGUAACACAUAUCGGAUAUGAUUCAUUAUCCAACCUCAGGGGUCAAGAUGCCAACCAUGAACCUUCUCUCCCUCAUUUCCUGUAAAUUUGCUGUUGUCUGUAAUAAAUAAAUUCCCCCUAUUUGCAGCCUUUAAAUGGAUAGUUUGAGUGUUUUGAAGUGGGGUUGUAUGAGGUACUUAUCCAUAGUCAGUGUAUUAGGUGACGAUCAGCACAUCCCCGGUUUGAAGAAGCAGACAGGAGUUACCGCAUGGGAGCA
This is a messenger RNA of Sebastes umbrosus (honeycomb rockfish), 4030 nucleotides long. It is a transcript of the gene kiss1ra, whose product is annotated as KISS1 receptor a. Gene Ontology annotation, molecular function: G protein-coupled peptide receptor activity. Gene Ontology annotation, biological process: neuropeptide signaling pathway. Gene Ontology annotation, cellular component: membrane. The record is from RefSeq and is a predicted model, not a curated record. NCBI's taxonomy places the organism in Eukaryota, Metazoa, Chordata, Actinopteri, Perciformes, Sebastidae. Bases 1740 to 2876 code for a protein of 378 amino acids. The transcript is spliced from 5 exons.